Messenger RNA from Daphnia pulex (common water flea), 1569 nucleotides. RefSeq names its product glutamate [NMDA] receptor subunit 1-like. Gene Ontology annotation, molecular function: ligand-gated monoatomic ion channel activity. The coding region runs from base 1 to 1569 and encodes 522 amino acids. Lineage: Eukaryota; Metazoa; Arthropoda; Branchiopoda; Diplostraca; Daphniidae. Gene Ontology annotation, cellular component: membrane. The transcript is spliced from 10 exons. The record is from RefSeq and is a predicted model, not a curated record.
AUGAAUACUUUACUAUCGACCAACAAUUACACGGGCCUGUUCCGGAAUUUAAGGAAAAAAAUCGACUCUUUCCCGAACUCUCGAUGCGCAACAGCGUCUGACUGCAUCCGACCCAUCAAACCAGAAUCUAAAAUCGUACUCCUCGAGGCCAAUGUUUACCUCAAAGAUGCGAUCAGGAAUGAUUUUAAAAAGACUGGAAAGUGCAACUUGCAAAUAGCAAAAGAAGAAUUCAUAGCCAUCAUGUCGACGCUUGUUCUACAGAAAAACAGUCCCUACACGCAAAGCAUGCAGCAAGGGUACGAAAUGGUUCGAGUGACUGAAGGCAAAGGGGAGCCAUCAGAAAAAGGACCAGGACUUUUUAACUAUUUGUGGAAUCAAAAAUCCGAUUUCCUGGUUCACGAUACGAUCCCGACAUUUCAGUACAAUUCAGUCGUUGAUUUUACAAUGCCAUGGAUUUACGACUAUUUCUCUUUCCUCAUUCCCGUCCCUGAUGAAUCGGCCAACAUCAACGCCGUCGUCAAACCUUUUCAAUGGCCGUAUCUACUAUUUGAUCACCAGGUUUGGUUAGGACUGGGGAUAUCGAUCGUUUGCGUCAUCGCAGUUUUGAAUUUAAUCCAGCGCUACUUGGAAUAUCGAUCGGUAAUUGUAACACCUUCACGAUCAAAAGACAAUCCAGCACUGACUGAAAAAGUUAUCGCCAAAGGAGAGACCGGAAAACAAUACCUUUACGUCUUCGGCAAUUUGCUAUCACAAGGUGGACCUUGUAGGUCGGGAAAAUUACCCUAUCGACUAGUCGCUGGCGUUUGGAUCCUGGCCGCUUUCAUCUUCGUCCAGGCCUACACGUCCACUCUCUUCACUUACGUCGUGACGCCAAUCGAACAACCGCUAAUCAAAUCUGUCUUCGACAUUAUCAACAAUGGCGAUAUCAAUUUACUGGUCAGGGAAUCGGGAACAAUGUAUCCUUUAAUAGCGACCAACAAUUACACGGGCAUAUUCGGGCAUUUGAGGAAAAAAAUCGACUCCUACCCGAACUCUAAAUGCCCAUCUUUUCGAAGCUGCGCUGAAGCUGUCAAAUUAAAAUAUGGAAACGUCUACCUUGAGACAAGAAAUUACCUAAAAGAUGAGAUCAGGAGUGAUUAUAAAACGACUGGAAAAUGCCACCUUCAAUUUGCAAAAGAAGAAUUCAUCACCUUUGUUUCAUCGUUUGUUCUACAGAAAAACAGUCCCUACACGCACAGCAUGACCCUAGGAAUAUUGAAUCUGCAAGAAAUUGGCCUAGUCGACUUCUGGGACUCGUGGUUCCGCCCAAUGCCUCCUCAAUGUCCCGGAAGACCCAAAAAAGAAAAAAAAUCAAACAAACUUUCGCCACUUUCCCUGAAAAAUUUGACUGGCGCAUUUGUCGUUUUAUCGGUUGGAUUGAGCCUUUCCCUUUUGGCUUUUCUCGGCGAAAAAAUUGUUUCUAGACGUGAGCAGUUUCGCAUUCGCAAAGAUAAAAAGUUGCAACAAGACGCAAAUAAAUUUAUUGAGGUGUCAUCCCAAAAGACAGAAGAACCCAUCAUCCUCGAAUAA